Messenger RNA from Moesziomyces aphidis, 2136 nucleotides. The record is from the annotation of a GenBank genome assembly. NCBI's taxonomy places the organism in Eukaryota, Fungi, Basidiomycota, Ustilaginomycetes, Ustilaginales, Ustilaginaceae.
AUGGAGGCGGGACAAUUUGACGACGCUCCUGAUCAGGGAUCGCUCGAUCACGAGUCUCAGCAGCGCACCGAACAGGAACAGCAGCGCAAUCUGCAGCUGGUGCAAGAUUCGGAUUCCGCGCUCUCCCAGAAGCAACGCCGCCUCGAGAUCUCCGACAUCCUGCGCGCUUCCUCCGAUGCCGAAGACUCGGAAGAUGACGACGAUGCCAUUCCGGAGGAGGAGGAUGACGACUACGAUGAGGACGACAUGAACGCAUAUGGUGCCGUCGAGGAUGCCGACUGGGAGCUCGCGCGUGGCGACUUUACCAAGCAGUUCAACCGCUCGCGUCAACUCGCCUCGGCCAUCAACAAUGCAGCUUCGUCGUCUUCGUCCUCCUCAACACAGAUGAAAGCUUCCACAGCCGCCACACCGCUUCCCGCCAUGAAUCGACGUCGUCGUCCGCCCCCCGCUGCGUCUAGCACUGCAUCCUCUUCCAAGACCACCUCGGCGCUCGGCGCAGCCGCUGCAGCAGGCCCGUCGACGGGACAGACCAGGACGGCGUCACAGAUGGAGUCGCUCUCCAAGUUUGCCUCGCGCGUGCGCGUCGACGACAUGUACGACCCCUCGUCGGCCAUCGGCGGUGGCGUCAACUCCACCGUGCCGCGCAAGGCGCUCGGCGGCCGCGACGUGGUGCGCAUCAAGGACAAGGCGGACCGCGCCACUGUAGAGGGCGUUCUCGAUCCACGCACCAUGGUCAUCCUCUACAAGAUGGUCAACCGUGGCCUGCUCGAGUCCGUCAAUGGCUGCGUCAGCACAGGCAAGGAAGCCAAUGUCUACCACGCCACCACCGCCAGCGCCCACGACGCAGCAACCAAGGGCAGCCUGGCGCUCAAGAUCUACAAAACGAGCAUCCUGGUGUUCAAGGACCGCGACCGGUACGUCAGCGGCGAGUUCCGCUUCCGCCACGGCUACGCAAAGCACAACCCGCGCAAGAUGGUGCGGCUGUGGGCCGAGAAGGAGGCGCGCAACCUCAAGCGCAUGGUCGCCGCCGGUCUGCGCGCGCCCAUCCCCGUCGAGCUGCGCGACCACGUGCUGGUCAUGCAGUUCCUCGGCGACUCGGACGGCUGGGCAAGCCCAAGGCUCAAGGACGCCGACGAGAUGAUCAGCUCGGACGCAGCAACGUGGCAGCGGCUGUACAGGGAGCUGCUGGCGAGCAUGCGCAUCAUGUAUCACGAGUGCAGGCUCGUGCAUGCCGACCUGAGCGAGUACAACAUCCUCUACCACGAGGGGCAUCUGUGGAUCAUCGACGUUUCGCAGUCGGUGGAACACGACCAUCCGCGCGCGUUCGAUUUCCUUCGCGCCGACAUCACGCAUGUGGACGAGUACUUUGCGCGCCGCGGCGUGCACACGCUCGGUCUGCGCCGCACGUUUGACUUUGUCACGAGCGAGCCGGCGGCGAGGGAAGGAGGCGGUGCAAGGAAAGGUGGCCGCGCGGGACUCGAGAAGCAGGAGGCGGAUUUCGACGAGGACAAGCCCAAUCCCAACGCGGCGCACGAUGCGCAGCUCAAGCGACACGCCUCGGCUGCAUCGGAGAGCGGUGCGGUGGUGGGCAACAGGGUGACGGGUGGUGGAGCGUGGUAUACUGGUCUGCACGGAGCACCCGCCCCUGCACCCGCGCAGCUUGCGGGUGAAAGCGAAGCCGAACUCAUGCAUGCACUCGAAGAGCUGAUGCACCAGCUCUCGCUCGAACCUGCGCUGCCCGACCCUGCGCACAACACCGCGGCGGACGACGAAGUGUUCAAAGCAACCUACAUCCCCUUUUCGCUGCACGAGGUCGACGACCCGGAGCACGAGAUUCAGGUGCAAAAAGCUCCCACCCAGCAGAAACCCAAGGCACCGCUCGAAAACCUGCUGCCCACAUCCUCCUCGCAAGAUUCUUCCGAGGAAGACCAAGACGAGGAUUCGGAUGACGAUUCGGAGGAUGACGAUUCGAGCGCCGAGGCGGUGCAUCCCAAGGACGCCAAGCUGAGCAAGGAAGACGCACGGGCGGCCAAGAAGGAGGCCAAGAAACAGACCAAGGCAGCGACGCGCGAGAAGCGCAAGACCAAGAUGCCCAAGGCGGAGAAAAAGCGUCGCAUGAAGAAGAACCACAAGUAG